AAAAGUUCAUUUGCAGCGCGGAACAAGUUGAAUUCUAUACUGGAAUGGCAAUGGCAGAAAUAAUGUCCCCGGAAUUGUCUCAGGGACAAGGACCAGGAAAGCAGAACCAGCUCAAUGACUUAGAAUCAGAUUCGGACCAAGAGGAAGAUCAUGCUGCGACCACCGGGACUGGACCGGCUGUUGCUGGCUCUUUUCUCCGCGCGCAGGUCAUCCAUAGCGGACACUUUAUGGUGUCCUCCCCGCACAGCGACUGCACCCCGCGGAGACGGAAAAGCGGGGCUACGGUGCGAUAUGAUUUCGAUACCGUGAACAGGACUUGGUGUCAAACAUACAGAUUCGGUCCGCUAAGUUCUGGGAGCCUUAGCAUCGACCCAACGCUGACCCGGUUAUUUGAGUGUAUGUCACUGGCUUACAGUGGUAAAAUAGUCUCUCCGAAGUGGAAGUCUUUCAAAGGCCUGCGGCUGCUAUGGAGAGACAAAAUCCGUCUGAAUAAUGGAAUCUGGAGAGCUUGGUUCAUCCAGUACGUGGAGAAGAGGAAGAACCCUGUGUGUGGGUUCGUCACCCCACUGGAGGGCUCCGAGGCCGACGCCCAUCGCAAACCUGAAGCUAUAGUUCUAGAAGGCAGCUACUGGAAGCGUAGGAUCGAGGUAGUGAUCAAAGAAUACCACAAGUGGAGGAUCUACUACAAGAAGAGGCUUCAGAAAAACAAAGAUGGCCUUUUGUCAAUGCUACAGAAGGGUCAGAUCUGCAGGGCGGAGCUGGAGAAAUGGUCCAGUCAGAUGUACCAGGAGCCUGAGGUCAUGCCAGAGGAGGUCCACAUGUUUGACCUGGACUGCUUUCUGUCCGACAUCUCUGACACCCUGUUCACCAUGACCCAGAAGCCCUGCCCGUGGGCCAACGACCGGCACAACACGUACACCAGCAAUGCUGACAUGAUACAGCCAGGUCUCACCCCACUGCAGCCCAAUCUAGAUGACUUCAUGGAUAUCCCAGAUAUCUUUAUGAGCUACCGGGGCCAGUCAUUGGAGCAGGCUGCUUAUGCUGACUGUGGCUACUUUGAGAGCUCCUCCAGCGGGGCUUUCCCCUCCGUGUCCAGCCCUGUGGUCACCGUUCCACAGCUACACGUCGACACUCAACUAGCUCAGUCCAACCUCUCAUCUGGCAGCCUGUCUCAGCCCUCUUCAUCUAACUCUCUGUCAGGCCCUGGCUACCACAGACAACCCCUGACCUCUGAAAUUACCUUCAACCCCACUAACAACCCCAAGUUCAAAGGUCACCAACAACAGGAUUACCACAGCGAGUACCAUACACCCAGCAUGGUAUCAGGGGCCAUGCCCUCCUAUGGACACCAGGCUUACUCCGGCGCCGCCGUCUCCAUCGCAACCACCAACAUACAACAGCAGCCCGUCUCCCCAGGAGACGGAACCUUUUUGUAUCCGCCUCCCUGUCACAAGUACGGUUACCACGCCACCACUGCCAGCUCAGUGACCUCUACCGUCAUCACCCACACGGGAUCCACUAUGGGUGGCAGUAUUCUGGGAUCGGAUCCCCAGGGUCAUCACGGGUACUCCACCACGGGAGACAUGUACUCCCCAACAUCCUGCCUCUCUCAGGGGUACUCGUCCGUGGUCUCGGCCCCGGCCCUCCCCUCUGUCAGUGUACCACCUCACUGCUUCUCAGCCCCACAGCAGCCGGGUGUGGCGGGUGGUAGAAGGGGGAAGCACAAGCAGAAGACAGCAGUGGGGGUGCAGAUGGAGUCCCAUCUGUCCACCCCUCAGACGACUCCCCCCCAGACCAGCUUCCUGGCAAAACUACUGUCCUCCAACACCCAAGAACGCAAACCAACGCUGGGAUUCGAUGCAACUUCAGUAGCAACCAAAGGGCACAGGUCAACCUCUCCCAACUCUCCACAUUCGAGCAGCAGCAUGCGUAUCGGAGGAGUGUCUGGAUCUCAGCUGCAGCCUGGGUCUCCCUGGCCCUCAGGGAUCCCACUUCUUACACCAAUUCACUGCCAGACGUCCACCCACAGCCACGCCGGUCUAUACACUAGUACCUCCCACGGAUCUGCCGUCUCUGCUCUCCUCACCCAGGGCUCAACACACCCCAACAUACCUCUCCUCGUCCCCAAGACAGAAAAACUCUCCCCUGUACAGAUCUACGGUUCUGAGAGAACUAGUUUAACAGUGAGCUUCUCGGGUCACUCAGGGCAGAUGUCCCCAACCAACCUUCUAGAGAGGGCAUCCAACACUGAGUCUCCGCACUCCUUACCUGGACAUUCCAAAAUGGAGUCAAACAAGACAGAGACCCGGAGGAUAACUCACAUCUCUGCUGAGCAGAAGAGACGUUUCAACAUCAAGCUAGGCUUUGAUACUCUACACAGUCUCGUCACCACACUAAGCUCUCAGCCAAGUAUAAAGAUCAGCAAGGCCACAACGCUACAUAAGACAGUCGAGUACAUCAGUAAGAUGCAGCAGGAGAGAUCUCAGCUACAUGAGGAGGCUCAGAGACUCAGGGACGAAAUUCUGCUCCUCAACUCUGCCAUCAAUGUAUGCCAGCAGCAGCUGCCUGCCACCGGUGUGCCCAUUACCCGUCAACGCUUCGACCACAUGAGGGAGAAGUUCAGAGAGUACGUCCGGGCGCAGACACUACAGAACUGGAAGUUUUGGAUCUUCAGCAUUAUCAUAGAGCCCUUGUUUGAGUCCUAUAACGGGAUGGUGUCCACAGCCAGUGUUGAGGAUCUUUGUCGCACCACUCUGUCCUGGCUGGACCAGCACUGCUCUCUGCCUGCCCUCAGACCCAUGGUCCUUAGUUCACUCCGUCUCCUGAGCACCUCCACGUCCAUCCUGACAGACCCCAGCCUGGUGCCAGAGCAGGCCACCCAGGCGGUCACCCAGGCUAAGGGCCUCCCCCACCCUCACCUCCCUGGUCAACUGCAGGACCACUGAGAGACCAUAGCCUGCUCCCCAAGCAAGCCACCCAGGUUGUCACCCAGGGCCUCCCCCACCCUACCCAUCCCCAGGACCACUCCCCCUCCACGUGGCCCAUUAACAGGGAAAACACACAGCCUAUGUGACCCUAUGGAACAUUAUAGUACCCUGUAACACACAGCCUAUGUGACCCUAUGGAACAUUAUAGUACCCUGUAACACACAGCCUAUGUGACCCUAUGGAACAUUAUAGUACCCUGUAACACACAGCCUAUGUGACCCUAUGGAACAUUAUAGUACCCUGUAACACAAAAGCCCAGUGACCCUAUGGAACAUUUUGAAUACCGUAGAUUGAAAACCAAAUGGUGCCAAUGGAUCACAGAGCUGAACCCACUUUCAAGCACACAUACAGUAGGUAUGGUACGGUUUAGUGCCCAAAAUAACUAUAUGAUUCUUGGAGGGACCAGAACAUUUCUAUCCUUUACAAAAGGGAUUAUGUAUAUAAGGAGGACUGGAGGUUCAGCAUGGAGGGACUUAAUCCCAGACCAACACCCACCACCUCACCAUUUCCUGAUGAACCAAUGUACUCGAAUAAGCACAAAACAUUCCAAAGCUAUAAUCUUAGUUAUAUUCUUAGCUAUAACCUUUCUGUAAGGUUACCUCGUAUAAUGCACUUUUAUGGGUGAUUUUAUAGUGCUGAAAUAAUUUUGAAGUGACAAUUUUUGUGUUCUGUUGUCCCAAUAAAAUUCAAAAUGAGGGAAGAGAAAUUGAACGGGGGUGCUUUUCAAUCCACAUAGGCUACUGUAUCUGUGAGUAACUAUAAUUAUAUCCUGUAGUUAUAUCAUUUUGAAAUGACAUCUGAUAACACAGCUGCCAAAGGUAUUUAACUAGUCUGUGCUAAUUGUCUCUCAGGUUAUGAUUGUAUUGUAUAUUGGAAGUAUGGUCAUACCCAAUAAUAGACCAGUAAUCCCCUGCUUAAUAAAACCGUCUUGAAGGCAAA
Oncorhynchus gorbuscha (pink salmon) is the source of this 3926-nucleotide messenger RNA. RefSeq names its product carbohydrate-responsive element-binding protein. The transcript has 17 exons. The record is from RefSeq and is a predicted model, not a curated record. Gene Ontology annotation, molecular function: protein dimerization activity; DNA-binding transcription factor activity, RNA polymerase II-specific; RNA polymerase II cis-regulatory region sequence-specific DNA binding. The coding region runs from base 45 to 2945 and encodes 966 amino acids. Gene Ontology annotation, cellular component: nucleus. Lineage: Eukaryota; Metazoa; Chordata; Actinopteri; Salmoniformes; Salmonidae. Gene Ontology annotation, biological process: regulation of transcription by RNA polymerase II.